This is a messenger RNA of Fopius arisanus, 1145 nucleotides long. Its product is annotated as protein SGT1 homolog ecdysoneless-like. NCBI's taxonomy places the organism in Eukaryota, Metazoa, Arthropoda, Insecta, Hymenoptera, Braconidae. The annotation marks the transcript as partial. Gene Ontology annotation, cellular component: nucleus. The transcript has 2 exons. The record is from RefSeq and is a predicted model, not a curated record.
UGCGGCAAAUGUGUGAGAGGCAUCAUCACCGUUGUGAAUAAUGAUAAUUGUUGAAUAAGUACUGACUUUUCUGGUGAAAUUGAAUCUUUGAAAUUCUCUCAACUUGAUAAUCCACAAUGGAGCCCCAAAAAUCCCAGGAGGAGGACAUCUUGUCCUGCUACCUCUACCCAAAAUUCAGCUACACAACCCCAGAAACUGUCGACCUGCCCACCCUAACUGAGGAGAUAAAAAAAUACAACGACUACCUGGAGACCAUCACCAAGAGCUACAUGUGGCACUGCGAUACCCCAGUGUUCCAUCCACGAACAAAAUCAAUUCAACUGCUCGAUAGUGUUCUCCAGGGUGACACAAAGCCAGAGGAGUCCACCCUGAUUCCCCACAUCCAUUUGAAACUUCGCUACGACGAGGACAUCGGUGACGAGUGGUUCACAGUAUUCCUGAUAUUUAAAUUAACCGAGUACUUCGAGGGUUUGAUCGUUCGUCUCGUCGAUUCAGACGGUGAAUUUUUGCUGAUUGAAGCUGCUGACCACUUGCCAAAUUGGGCAGAACCUGAGACCUGUCAGGAUCGUGUGUACGUGACAGGAGGUGCUGUCCACGUGGUGAAGGAACAGAUAUCUGCUGUGGAGAGGCUGACAAAAUUAUCAAAAAAUCCCCAGAACUAUCGUCUUUCCGACGAGGCACAAAUGUGCAUCAGACGACGAAUUGGGGUUUACCCUGAGGAAAUCGAGAGGAGAAGGCACAAGGCAAGGGCAUUUCUUCCCGAGAAGGCAGCGUCCAUCCUAGCGCAGGAACCUGGACUCAUCGCUUUUGCUAUUCGCACUAUCGUGCAUUCUGAUCCCAUGGAGAGGAGGGUAUGCAGGGCUAUGAGGUAUUUUCCUCCUGAGCAGAGGACGAUGGUCAAUUUGAUGAUGACCAGAUGCCUCUAUGCCAUGGCUACACACUGCAGGUACACUGGAGACCCCAGGACUGGAUGGAAUUUUCCUCCCGCCAACAGUCCGAAAUAUAACGCACAUUUGUUGGGGAUUAAAAUUGCCUGUGGCCUGGAGAUCCUCGUGGCAAGAGCUCACGAGAGGAGGAAGAAGAGAGAAGGUACUGGAGGGGCUGGGGAUGAUGAUAAGUGGAGGGAAUACUUGAGGAGACUCGAG